Molecule: messenger RNA, 622 nt
Organism: Telopea speciosissima
Lineage: Eukaryota; Viridiplantae; Streptophyta; Magnoliopsida; Proteales; Proteaceae
Product: nudix hydrolase 8-like
Exons: 2
Coding region: 99-365 (88 amino acids)
Molecular function (GO): NAD binding; NADH pyrophosphatase activity; ADP-ribose diphosphatase activity
Source: RefSeq, a predicted model, not a curated record
UUUUUGAACUAUAAACAUCUUAACAUGAUCUCUAUCUGUUCAAUUUCAGACAUGCUCACGAUGUGGCUUUCAAAAAGUCAGAUCUGUUCUUCAUAUGCAUGCUAAGACCGUUAUCAACUGAGAUUAAAGUAGAUGAUCUUGAAAUUCAAGCUGCCAAGUGGAUGCCUCUCAUGGAAUUUCUGGAACAACCAGUCAUCCGAGAAGACAACAUGUUCAAGAAAAUCAUUGACAUCUGCAUUGCACGACUGGGGAAGUGUUAUUGUGGAUUAUCUGCUCAUCAAGUGGUCUCAAAAUUUGAUGGGAAGUCAUCCUCCUUGUAUUACAAUGUUGUUGAGGGUGCAGAUUUCAACUGUCCAGGGGUUUGAAGCGAUGAAGCCACUCUCUAGUCCAUUAGGCCUACAUAAUAUCUAAUUUUUCUUUUUCAUUUAUAUUUAGUUGUAAGUUGGCAAUGAACCUAUAACCUACACAUUGAGAAGAUGAGACCUAGCUCCAAGUAUGUGGGUCUCAAUGCACAGAAUAGUACACUUUAUUCGGGUGUUACAGAUGAUGUAAAACAUGUAUGUCUGACUUAAAAAUGUACAUACACUAGUUCUCUAAAUGCAUCUACUGCAUGGGAGUGGAA